Messenger RNA from Dromiciops gliroides (monito del monte), 4072 nucleotides. RefSeq lists its product as uncharacterized. The record is from RefSeq and is a predicted model, not a curated record. The transcript has 3 exons. NCBI's taxonomy places the organism in Eukaryota, Metazoa, Chordata, Mammalia, Microbiotheria, Microbiotheriidae. Bases 1029 to 2795 code for a protein of 588 amino acids. Gene Ontology annotation, molecular function: zinc ion binding.
UGCCCACGGUCACACAGCUAGUAAAUGUCAAGUGUCUGAGGCCGGAUUUGAACUCAGGUACUCCUGAGUCCAGGGCCGGUGCUUUAACCACUGCGCCAUCUAGCUGCCCCUCCCUAGUUAUUUUUUAAUGCCUAUUUCUAGCUCUCAUCCCAUCUCUCCCUGGGUGCUGCAUGGGACCCUAUAACCAGAUCUCUUCCUUAAAUCAUUUCUUCCCCUUGACCCUGUCUCCUGUUCCAUCUCUAGCUCUGACUUCAACUCCCAGCCCUAUCUUUCCCUAGGGAAAGGCUGACAUUCUCUAGUGCUUUUAUGACAUUUUUUCACUUGAUCCUUACAGCCACCUGUGAGGUAGGCAGAUAGUACAGUCAGGCAGCCAGUCACUAAACAUUAGGUGCCUACUGCAGGCCAGGGCCUGUGCUAAGUGCCAGAGAUACACAGGAAGGUGAAAGUGAGUCCCUGCCUUCAGGGAGCUCACAGUCUAAAGGGUGAGGCAACAAGCGAAUAAAGAUAUCCGAACAAACUAUAUAAGGGCUAUAUGGGAAAAAACUGACGGAAAGAAGGCGCUGCAAUUAAGAGAGGUUGCAGCAGGCUUCCUGCCGAAGACAUUUUAGCUGGGACUUAAGGGGAGGCAGAGGUCAGGAGGGAGAGCGUUCUGGGCUUGGUGAAUGGCCAGAGAGGAUGGCCGACACCAGGAGAUAGAGUGGUCUCUGACAGGAACAGCCAAGAGGUCGGAGUCACUGGAUCCAAGAGUCCAGGGUGGGCUGUGAGUCACAGAACCGUUGCAAAGGCGGGUACUUUAUGAAGGGCUUUGAUCUCCGAAGGAGAUUGUCUGUUUGGUCCUAGAGGUAAUAGGGAGUGUGUGUGGGUGACACGGUUGGGUCUCUGCUGUAGAACCUCACUUGGCUGGCUGAGCGGAGGGUGGGGUGGAGUGAGCAGAGACUAGAGGCAGGCAGGACCCUCCCCUCAGCAGCUUUUGCAGUGGUCCAGGUGUGAGGGAUCAGGCCCCACCGCAGAGGGGGGCUGCCACAGAGAUGCUGCGAAGGGGAAAUAAACAGGUCUUGGCAGCGGCUCAGACAUGGGAGGGGGGGGGUCUGUCCACAGUGGGGAAGCAGCCGGCAGAGAGGGAGAGACGGCAGCCGGAGGAAGGAGCCUCACGGGGCUGUGGCCCUGCUGCCGCUGCCGGGGGCCCCGCUGCUGGCGAGCUGGGCCUGGGCCUGGAGUUUCACACGUGGCACCACUUCAGCAGCUUCUUUGAUGACUGGUGUGAGCGGCACAAGGUACUGUUCAUCGUUGCCAGCCUCAAGCCCCUGAUCUCUCUGCGCCAGCCUCCUCUGCCCUACCUGCCCAGCCUGGUCACCACCCUGCGCUUCCGCUUCGUGCGCCUCAUCUGCAAGCACAGCGGCACCUACGUGGGGCAGAGCGUCGUGCAACGAGACCAGCAAAGCCAGAAGAUUGACUGCCCGGCCCUCAUCACCCUCCGCCUGGGCCCCAGGAAGGAUCGGCUAGUGGUGACGGAGGCCAGAUUGCAGCACAACCACCGGCUGUCGCCCAAGGAAUUCUCCCGAUGCUUUAGACGCCGGCAGCUGGAGGCCAGCUUGGGUCUGCCCAUCCGGAUCACCAACAGCGUCUCCAAGCGCUUCCUGGCCCCUGACCUCAUCUGGAACCUGGAGGACUACAGCCGGGCCAAGGACAAGGGCCUGUGCGAACUGCUUGGGGUGAUGCACGCGCUCUUCCGGGCUGACCCGGGGGCCAAGGUCAAGCUGGUCUUCCAAGAGGAUGCGGCCAUCCUCAACUCUGUCUUCUUGGCCACUUCGCACAUGCGCCAGCUGGCGCGCUCCUUCCCCCGCCUCCUCUUCUUGGACCAGGCGGCCAGCCUGCCUGGGGACUUCGAACUCUACUCUGUCCUUUGCCAGGACGCCAAUGGGCGAGGCCGCGAGGUGGCCUACUGCCUUGCCCGCAGAGGCACGCCUGACUUGCUGGUCUUCAUCGUGGCCUCUUUAGUGCAGAGUGUGCCUGAGAUCAAGGCCCUGGUGGAGUGUCUCACCCUUGGCGUGUCCUGCCUCGAGGGUGUGGAUACUGUGGAGGAGGUCUUGCCCUGUGCCCGAGUGCAGGUGUGCCGUGCUCAGGUGCUGGAGGCCCUGGGGCGCAGGGCCCGAGAGCUGGCUGUGCCCGGAGAGCGGCACGUUGUCAACCUUCUGCACAACCUGGCACACGCGGCCUCCCCUAAGGUCUACAGCCAGUAUCUCAGUGACCUGGAAGACGUGGCCCCCCUAGAGCUUUUCCGCUACUUCUUGGAGACCUGGCAUCCACACAAAGGCACCUGGGUCGCCUGCUGGGCAUACCAUCGUGGUGAGAGCUGCCCCUUUGUGGACCACCUUGAGGCUCACAGGCAGAAGCUGUUACCUGCCCUGGCCCAAGAUUCCUCUCUGGCGGGCUCUAUCCGGGGCUUGCUGGACCUUGAGAGCCUGCCCGUGGAACUGCAGGGGCUGCAGGCGGAGCAGGUGGCCGAGCGCUAUCAGGCAGCAGGGCCUGGCGAGGCGGCAGCCCUGGUGGCUGAGGAACUGGCUCUGGCCCGCCAGGGCAGGGGCAUCCAGACGGCAGAGGGUGGGGGCUUUGUGCUGGAGGGGUCGAGGCGAGGGGCCACCUUCACCGUGGGGGCUGACCUGGCUUCCUGCAGCUGCUCUAUCUUCACAGCCAGCCACCGGCCUUGCCGCCACAUCUUUGCUGCCCGUCUCUGGGCAGGGAAGGCCCUCUUUGAUGUCAGCCUUCUGCCCCCCGCGGGUGGUGACGAGGGGUAAGGCUCUGGCCUGGGCCCACGGGCGGGCUCCCGCACUAGAGAGGGCAGAAGAGAAAGUCAUGGGUCUGCCUUCUUCCUCCUCCUGUUCCCUCCCCCUCAGACCUGGACUGCCUGGGGCGGAGGGGAGCUUAUCAGGGUGGCAGGGUGGGUGCCUGCCACAGCGACCCUGGAAGAGGAGGGGCGGUUUUGUCUGUUUGCUGGGCAAGAAUAAAGCACAUUCUGUGGGGUGUUCUACCUCCCAUGAGUUGGGCCACUUUUUUGAGGGAAGGUGUGGUUGGUUACUGGGCAUGAAAGUGGGUUUUCUUAUCUGUGAAAUGGGGGUGAGGUGGCAGGAAAUGAUUCAGAGGGCCCCUCUCAGCCCUAACGUCCUUUUGAGUGUCAGGGAAGCCCCCAGAGGACUUUGCCCUCACUGGGCCCGGCUUCACUGGUAGUGAAGGUCAUUAGCUCAGUUAAUCCAGCCCACAGACCCACUGUGUGCAGAGCUGUGUGCACGGAUGCUGGGAGGCCAUAGCUGCCCUCAGGAAGCUCACGGGCCAGUGCUGGGAUAUGCCCAUCCCAUGGAGGAACAGAGUGCCCGGUGGAGGCCUUUCCUGAGGGGCUGAGGGAGGAGAGGACGUUUGAGCCAGUCACUGAAGGUCGGGUGAGAACAGAAGGGGGAAAGGCAGGGAUGGAGGAGGGGGAGGGAAGAAAAAAGGUCAGAGGGCCAGCACCUGUGCUGGGUUCGGGGGACGGAAGCUCAGACUGAUCUUUGUCCAAAGUCUGGCCUGGAAUUUCUGUUGAGCCCUGGGCUUGGGGGCCAUCUGGCUCAAUCCUAACAUUUUGCUGAUAAGGCAGCUGAGGCCCCCUGAGUUUCAAGGACUUACCCAAGGUCAUUGUGACUAGUGAGUGUCAGACUCAGAAUUUGAAACUAAGUCCCUCAGACUUCCAGAUCCAACACACUUGAGAGUGUUGGCCUUCAGUUUCAUCAUUUAUAAAAGGGGUGUGUGUGUUGGAUUAGAUCAGGGGUUCUUAACCUUUUUUUUGGUGUUGUGUUCUGGUCUGUGGAUCCCUUCUCUGAAUAAUGUUUUUUAUUUAUUUUUAAUAUUUUUUUUCCAAUUGAAGGCAAUUUUUAACAUUACAUUUUUUUUUUAGUUCAAAAUUUUCUCCCCUUCUACCUCCCUAAAACGGUAAGAAUUUUAAAUAGGUUAUGUAUGGGCAGUCAUGUAAAACAUUUCCAUAUUAGUCAUGUGAAAGAAGAAACAGAUCAAAAGGAAAAAAAUGAGAAAAAUACAGAAAGUG